AUGCCGAAAGUGAAGAGAUCCAGAGGAGGUGGAGGAGGAGGAGGAGGAGGAGGUGGAGGAGCAGCAGCAGCCGUGACGCUGGCUGACCAGAUCCUACAGGCCGACACGGUGCGAGCCCGGGGCCGAGUGAAGCUCAGGGACAGCCGGGAAGAGAACGAGGACAAGUACGUGGACGAGCGACUGUCGAGGAAGAUCUUACAGCAGGCCCGGAUCCAGCAAGAGGAGCUGCAGACCGAGUAUGGUGUGGCACCGGAGAAGAAGAAGACACCGGUCACUGUCCUCGGGUCUGGCUCUCAGGAUGCAGAUUCAGAUGAGGAGUGGCCAGCACUGGGACAAGCAGGUGCUGGAGACAGCGAUGCUGAGUGUGACACAGAGAUCGUGGUUGACCCUGACGACGAGAAGGCCAUGGAGAUGUUCAUGAAUAAGAACCCGCCAGUGAGACGGACCUUGGCUGAUAUCAUCAUGGAGAAGAUCACAGAGAAGCAGACCGAGGUAGGAACUCUGAUGUCAGAGGUGUCGGGAUGUCCGAUGCCCCAGUUGGACCCGAGGAUAGUAGAAGUGUACAGAGGUGUCAAUAAGGUUCUGUCAAGAUAUCGCAGCGGUAAAUUACCAAAGGCCUUUAAAAUAAUCCCUGCACUUGCAAACUGGGAGCAGGUUCUAUAUUUGACUGAGCCUGAAACCUGGACAGCUGCUGCCAUGUAUCAGGCAACAAGAAUCUUCUCCUCCAAUCUGAAAGAACGAAUGGCCCAGAGAUUUUACAACUUGGUGUUGCUGCCCAGAGUACGAGAUGAUAUUGCAGAGUACAAGCGACUCAACUUCCAUCUGUACAGUGCCCUGAAAAAAGCCUUGUUCAAACCAGGAGCCUGGUUUAAAGGUAUUCUGAUUCCUUUGUGUGAAUCUGGGACAUGUACUCUCAGGGAAGCCAUCAUCAUCGGCAGCAUACUCACAAAGUGCUCAAUCCCUGUGCUCCACUCUAGCGCUGCGAUGCUUAAGUUGGCAGAGAUGGAGUAUAACGGCGCCAACAGCAUUUUCCUGCGUCUCUUGCUUGACAAAAAAUACGCCCUGCCUUUCCGUGUCCUAGACGCCUUGGUGGCCCACUUCCUGUCCUUCCGCAAUGAAAAACGUGUGCUUCCUGUUCUGUGGCAUCAGAGUUUACUCACCCUGGCUCAGCGCUACAAGGCUGACCUGGCCUAUGAACAGAAGACAGCACUGCUGGAGCUGCUUAAGAUACAAACACACCCUCAGGUCACCGCAGAGAUUCGCAGAGAACUGCAAAACUCAGAGUCACGGGAUAUCGAGAUCGGGCUUCCUGUUACAGUGGAAAUGGAUUGAGGAUUCAGCCCAGUCUGGUGCAUCCUCCUCCUCCUCUAAUGCAAAUGAAUAAUGUUUUCUUCAGCAUGGAGACAGAUUUAUUAAAGCUGACUUCAUUGAUCUUCCUGUUCUGUGAAAGGACAGUUUCAAAGAUGUGACUCAUUACAUUGUAUCAGAGCUAUAAUUCUGUUCUUCUGCUCAGAUGAGAUCACACAGUUAAAAAUGCCCAUCAGCAAUGACAUAUUUUCAUAUCGUGAAUCUGUUGCAGUGAAGUCAUUGCCUGGAAAUACAAAGACUGGUAUUUGUGUUCAUUUAAUGAAGUUGUGUUGCAAAUAUUUGGAUUAAAAACCAAACUGAAUCCUUCA
Paralichthys olivaceus (Japanese flounder) is the source of this 1676-nucleotide messenger RNA. RefSeq names its product bystin-like (gene bysl). Gene Ontology annotation, cellular component: preribosome, small subunit precursor; nucleolus; cytoplasm. NCBI's taxonomy places the organism in Eukaryota, Metazoa, Chordata, Actinopteri, Pleuronectiformes, Paralichthyidae. The record is from RefSeq and is a predicted model, not a curated record. Gene Ontology annotation, biological process: rRNA processing. Gene Ontology annotation, molecular function: snoRNA binding.